AUGGAACCUGUCAUACAAAACCAGCCUACGAGAUGCCCUGUCUGCAAUGGCGAACUCAACUCAUUUACAGUUGAUUUCCAACAAAGUACGGUUUUUAUGUGCAUUAAUUAUAAGUGCUCAUAUCCAUUUGAGCAACACACCUUGGGAGUAUACUUCAAACCCUCAAAGGUUAAGCAAAAAAAGGGACCAAGAAAGAGAAGAGGGAAGAAAACAAAGAUUGUAAGAGGAACUUGUUCAUCAAGCAGCAUUAAUAUGGACACAUCUGUGACUUUUCCUGAUACGUCUUUGGUGGUGGAAAGCCCUCAUUUACAGAUACCAGAAACAAGUAAUAUAUCACCAAUAGCAAACAACUUGUUUGAUUACAAUUCCGUGACAAGUCUCUCUCCAACCGAUAUAGGAAAAGAGAAUCCGUUAGGAGAUAUUUCUGUAGUUCCUUUGGUGAAUAUUGACUGGCUAUCAGAUGAAAUCAACAAAUUGCUGUCUGACGAAAUACCCACUGUAUUUCCACUAAAUGAUCAAAACACAACAGAAGAAACACUUCAAACACCUCACUAA
Molecule: messenger RNA, 555 nt
Organism: Phycomyces blakesleeanus NRRL 1555(-)
Lineage: Eukaryota; Fungi; Mucoromycota; Mucoromycetes; Mucorales; Phycomycetaceae
Exons: 3
Coding region: 1-555 (184 amino acids)
Source: RefSeq, a predicted model, not a curated record